UUACAAUCCUAAAUAUUUACCACAUUGGGGACCAUUUCUUAUUCAAUCGGAAAUGGAAACAAAAUGGCGAUCACUUGACAGAAACAACACUGGGUCAGAAACUUAGCCAAAAGAACUCUUAAAGAUGAGUUCAGUGGCCCAGAUGUUAAGACAAGCGGAGGCCCUGAAGGCAAGUGUAUCUGAUACCAGUAAAACCAUAUCCGAGACUUGGGUAAUGAGACAGAAACUUGAAGAUGUUUACAAAAAAAUUCUCCUCACUGACCUUGAGUAUGCUCUGGACAAGAAAGUGGAGCAAGAACUAUGGAACCAUGCAUUCAAAAAUCAAAUAAACAAUUUACAGUCACAAGCAAAAGACAAACAGAAUGUUAAAAGAGCAGAGAUUCAGGCCACACUUAAUUUAUUCCUGGAAACAGCAAGUGGUUUCUAUCUACAGUUUCUCCAACUUUUAUGUACAACGUUCAAAUUAGAUCUUCCGUUCAGAAGAAAAUCUGCUUUCUACGGUGUCAUGAAAGAGAGGACACCAAUGAAACUAAAAGUAACUCCACCAAAGAAGAGUUCCUGUUUAUAUGUGUGCCAGCAUUGUUUGGUACACCUUGGAGAUAUAGCAAGGUAUAGACAGCAGAUAGAUCAGGCUCAAACCUACUACUGGCAUGCUGCAUACCUUGUACCAUUUAAUGGUCAACCUUACAAUCAGUUAGCUAUAUUAGAGGCUGCUAAAGGGAACAAACUCUCUACAGUGUUCUAUUAUAUACGCAGUCUAGCUGUUAAAGUGCCAUUUCCUGUUGCGGCUACCAAUCUUGAAAAACUCUAUGCAAAACUUACAAAAGAAACUCCAGAUUUCAAAGGGAAGUUAUCUGCUAGUGAAAUGAUCACAGGCUUCCUACAGUUCCAUGCCCUAGUUCAUCUUUGUACAGAUCUGAUAAAAGCAGAAGAACUUUCUGAUAAAUUGGCCGCAGGUCUUCCAGCCCAUGUGACCUCACAAAGUUUCCCAUGGCAAGUACUCGUGCAUAUCGUGGCAAUCAACAUCUUUGCAAUGAAUCACGUGCAACACAUGCCAGAAAGUUCUCCAGAAUCAGGGAUGACUAAUGGGGAUACAGAACUAACAGACGAUGAGGAAAGAUGCUUUAAUCUGGUUUUUAAAUUGACAGUGAACAUGAUGGAUAUUCUUCUACAGUAUACACCUAAACAAGAACAUAAAGUGUGUGACUAUUUUACUCUACCUGCUGUCAAACUUCUAUUAGACUGGCUUAAACUGAAUCCUCAAAACUUCGAUCAUCCUAUACUGAGAAACUCUACGUUAUGGAGCAACUUGUGUAAAGUAUUAAAUAGUAUUCAAGACUGGCAGAUAAAAGAUGGGGAGCAAGAUUUGUCUAAAUAUGAAGAUUUGCCAUUACCAGAAGAUGCAGAGUUGAGAUGUUUUCAACCAAUAGAAAAAGCUCAAAGUGGGUGGAGUUACAGUAAGCUGCCAGCAGAGGGUCUUGCGUCAGAUAUAGAGGUGCGCUUGAGAUGCCAUAGAUUACUGGAGCACGGUCAUUGGAUAAAGGAAGAACAACCAAGUGUUCAAUUAUCUGUUAAGAGGAGCACAGCAGGAAGUUUACAGUUUAGUUCCCCUACCCCACCCCCUACAAAUAAGAUAACAAAGACUGUGACCCUGUCUGUACCAAACACACACUCAAAUCAUACAACUUCCUUGAUGAGCACUGCACCCAGUCCAGAGAGGAAAUCUAACAGACAAAAUGUUGCUAUACAGAAGAGGGUAGGCAUUUGCCAUAAUGCCAGAAAGCAGGCAGAGCAGUACGGGCGUAAAAGUGUUAAAAUUCAAAGACGAGCCAAUUCACCAAAAUACCUGCGGGUUCCAACUUCAGAACCAUUGUUCUUUAAAACUGCGGGAAGUCAGCGUCAGCCGGGGCCAGCUUUACCGGACCAGGGCGUUCAGUCCUCUCCUUCACCAUCUAAACAGCAG
This is a messenger RNA of Ruditapes philippinarum (Manila clam), 1963 nucleotides long. Its product is annotated as nonsense-mediated mRNA decay factor SMG7-like. The annotation marks the transcript as partial. Gene Ontology annotation, cellular component: telomerase holoenzyme complex. Gene Ontology annotation, molecular function: telomerase RNA binding; protein binding; telomeric repeat DNA binding. The transcript has 18 exons. The record is from RefSeq and is a predicted model, not a curated record. Gene Ontology annotation, biological process: nuclear-transcribed mRNA catabolic process, nonsense-mediated decay. Lineage: Eukaryota; Metazoa; Mollusca; Bivalvia; Venerida; Veneridae.